AGUUUGCCGUUAUUCUCGGAAGCCAUGGGCUCUCUUUUGCAGGGUUUUACUAAAUCACUCGCCAUGACUUUCCUCUCCGAGAUUGGUGACAAAACGUUCUUCGCUGCUGCUAUUUUGGCGAUGCGUUAUCCUAGGAGACUUGUAUUAGCUGGUUGUCUAUCGGCUUUGAUUGUCAUGACUAUAUUAUCUGCUACACUUGGUUGGGCUGCUCCAAAUCUGAUCUCUCGUAAAUGGACUCAUCAUAUAACAACAUUGUUGUUCUUUGGCUUCGGGUUAUGGUCUUUAUGGGACGGUUUUAAAGAAGGAGGGGGUUCUGAAGAAUUGGCAGAAGUUGAAGCAGAACUGGAUUCUGAUUUGAAGAAGACUAAUGAUCAAUCGAAAAAAGACAGCAGUAAGAUUGACGAUGAACAGAAAAAGCAGAAAAGGCCAUUCCUUACUGCAUUCUUCUCUCCCAUUUUUCUCAAGGCGUUUUCAAUUAACUUCUUUGGUGAGUGGGGUGACAAGAGUCAGCUUGCGACUAUUGGUUUGGCUGCAGAUGAAAAUCCACUUGGCGUGGUCCUUGGCGGAAUUUUGGCACAAACAUUGUGUACCACAGCUGCUGUGCUUGGUGGCAAGAGCUUAGCAUCUCAAAUAUCCGAACGAAUUGUGGCUCUUUCCGGUGGAAUGCUUUUCAUUAUUUUCGGCAUCCAGUCACUUCUUACUCCGGUUGAUGCUUGAUAGUUGAUACAUCUAUAUGGUAUCCCCUCAAUGUCUUGAAACUGCAGGUUUCUUGGGUUUGAAUGCUUUUUUGGCGAGAUGAAACCGAAACACGUCACUCCCAUACAAUUGCUUAGAUACAUUUAACUAGUGAUUACAGAAUCAGAAAGAUUCAUCUGUAACACCAUUUGGAUUUAAUAAAAGUUUUGUUAUUUG
Messenger RNA from Arabidopsis arenosa, 912 nucleotides. The record is from the annotation of a GenBank genome assembly. NCBI's taxonomy places the organism in Eukaryota, Viridiplantae, Streptophyta, Magnoliopsida, Brassicales, Brassicaceae.